Messenger RNA from Linum tenue, 1242 nucleotides. The record is from the annotation of a GenBank genome assembly. Lineage: Eukaryota; Viridiplantae; Streptophyta; Magnoliopsida; Malpighiales; Linaceae.
AUGUCCGAUUACCUUCCCUUCGAUGUCCUGACCAACAUUCUCCUCCGCCUUCCCGUGGCCGCAAUUCUGCGCUGCCGCAGCGUUUGCAAACCUUGGCGGGCUCUGGUCGACAGCCCAGUGUUCAUCAAGCUUCAAGUAGACUACUCUGCCGCCACCACCAAAAACGCCAUCCUCUUCAUCCGCGAAGUAGAUUUGUUCGAACUUGAACACGGCGACCUCCACUCUGCCCCCUACAUCGACGGCCUCCGCCGCGAAGCCUCUCUCAGCAUCGCAAUCUCGCCUUCAGUUCCACGGGAGUGCAUGAACCUAUUCGGUUCGUGCAAUGGGUUGCUCUGCUUCAGCGACGGCGACGAAAAGUUCAUCAUAACAAAUCCAGCCACGCGGAAAUCGUUCGUUCCCUCGCAUUGCGUUUCCCACUGCAGCUUCGGACUCGGGUUCGACUCCCUUUCUAGCACAGGGGUUUACCUUACCGGAUGCGGAUUUGGGUAUGAUUCUGUCUCCGGCGACUAUAAGGUCGUCGCAGUAUACCGGAUAGUUCAUCGAACUGUUGGCCUUUCGGAACUGAUUAGUUAUGGGGUUGGUUCUAAUUCAACUUUAACCGUUGAUUUUCCUUAUUCAAUCCCCUUUCCUAAUAGAGUAGGUUCGUCGAUUGGUGGGGCGAUUCAUUGGAUAGCUCGUGGGCAUGACAAUGUCGCAGUGAUUGUUGGCUUUGAUUUAGGGCUCAACCAAUGCAGGGAAGUCCCACAGCCAGAGUACCCAAAUGGGAAAUCGUCGGACAUGAGGCUUCGAGAGCUGGGGAAGUGUUUAUGCAUCUUCGCCAACUAUAAGGAAAGGUUUGUGGAUGUUUGGAUGAUGAAAGAGUAUGGUGUUAAGGACUCAUGGAGCAUAAUGUUCUCGAUCCCAUAUCCCGGGUUGUGCUACAAAUAUGAGAUCCGACCUCUCGGAUUCUCCAUGACGGGUCAUGAGAUUCUUCUCGAGUUGGAUUGCACGAGGCUUGUUUGGUACGACCUGAGAAAUCAGACUGGUCAUGAGAUUCUUCUCGAGUUGGAUUACCAUUCAACAAAGGAGGUUACCAUCCAUGGAUUGGGUCAGGGGUUUAUAAAUGCCAUUGUUUGCUAUGGCAGCCUGGUUUCACCCGAUUGCAAAUUUCUCCCGGGCGGAAGUCGACAAGAAACAUCAGCAACCAAGUCUCGAAAAGAAGAAGAGGUGGGCUGGGAUGAUGUCUCCCCUACUGAGUUUUAG